Messenger RNA from Urocitellus parryii (Arctic ground squirrel), 2031 nucleotides. RefSeq names its product solute carrier family 25 member 18 (gene Slc25a18). The record is from RefSeq and is a predicted model, not a curated record. Gene Ontology annotation, molecular function: L-glutamate transmembrane transporter activity; L-aspartate transmembrane transporter activity. Gene Ontology annotation, biological process: aspartate transmembrane transport; L-glutamate transmembrane transport; malate-aspartate shuttle. NCBI's taxonomy places the organism in Eukaryota, Metazoa, Chordata, Mammalia, Rodentia, Sciuridae.
CAUACUGACAACCAAGUAAAGAGCCACUUGCUGGUUGCCUAAUGAUAUUUGGCUUGGCUGUGUUGUAGCCUCUCUGGAGUCUGGUUCAAACCAACCUGUCUGAAGGUGCAGUGAGUCUGGGAAGAGGCUGGGAAAUUGCAGUGUGAAAGGGCUCUCACAGGGAUGAGGAGGGGGGACCCUCACAGAACACCAGAAAAACCAGCUGCUGCUGGCCAGCAUUAUAAGCCACCUCUUCUCUGCAGUCCCACAGUAAUCUGGCCUGCAUCCUUCUUCCUGAAGGUGUAGUCCAGAAAGAGCAUACUUGGAAGAGCCAACAGCCUUGUGUCUUUGGACCCACCAACUGGCCACAGUCCCUGCAGAAUGUCCAACCAGGAUCUGAGUAUUGCAGCAAAACUCAUCAAUGGAGGUGUGGCAGGGCUCGUGGGGGUGACCUGUGUGUUCCCCAUCGACUUGGCCAAGACACGACUGCAGAACCAGCAUGGAAAAGACAUGUACAAAGGAAUGAUAGAUUGCCUAAUGAAGACAGCACGUGCAGAGGGCUUCUUGGGCAUGUACAGAGGGGCUGCAGUAAACCUCACCUUAGUCACUCCAGAGAAGGCCAUCAAACUGGCAGCCAACGAUUUCUUCCGGCAGCUGCUCAUGGAAGAUGGAAUGCAGCGGAACCUGAAGAUGGAGAUGCUGGCUGGCUGUGGGGCUGGCAUGUGCCAAGUGGUGGUUACCUGCCCCAUGGAAAUGCUCAAGAUUCAGCUGCAGGAUGCUGGACGCUUAGCUGCCCCUCAUCAGAGCUCGACCUCGGCACCUUCCUCUUCCAGGUCCUAUACUACUGGUUCUGCUUCCACUCACAAACGCCCAUCCGCCACUCUCAUUGCUUGGGAGCUACUCCGCACUCAGGGCCUGGCUGGUCUCUAUAAAGGCCUGGGUGCCACUCUCCUCAGAGAUAUUCCAUUCUCCAUCAUCUACUUCCCAAUGUUUGCCAACCUGAACAACCUUGGGGUCCAUGAGCUUACUGGGAAGGCCUCCUUUGCUCAUUCCUUCGUGUCAGGCUGCAUUGCAGGUUCCCUGGCUGCCGUUGCAGUCACACCCCUGGAUGUUCUGAAAACUCGAAUCCAAACCCUCAAGAAAGGCCUGGGGGAGGAUGUCUACAGUGGGAUCAUGGAUUGUGCCAGGAAACUCUGGAUUCAGGAAGGACCAUCUGCCUUCAUGAAGGGAGCAGGCUGCCGGGCUCUUGUCAUAGCACCCCUCUUUGGGAUUGCCCAGGGUGUCUAUUUCAUUGGAAUAGGAGAGCAUAUCUUAAAGUAUUUUGAAUAGCUGCAUCUGGAUCAUAGUCCCUUAUUUGCUACCACCUCUCUAGCCUGUUUCACUAGUCUAAGUGAAGGGUGCGGGGUAAAGGUAGCCCCCACAUUGUAUUUUGGCCUCUAACUUGUAGUGCUACCUCAGUCUUAGAAAAAACAACCCUAUUUUAAUAAGGCAGGUUCAGUGUAUCCUUUUUCUCCCUUUAUGAAACCUACAUUCAUUUUCUUGCUACCAGGGACCCUUAGAAACAUCUGAUCACCUAAUUCUUAGUACUUUCACCUAAUACUUAGUACUAUUCUUAGUACUCACUUUUGAAUUACAGACCUUCACAGACAGUAAAGACAGAAGGGCUGUUUCUGCAAUUUAACAUUUCUAUUUCACAAACUUGAGUCAGUUUGAAGACUUAGUUUUGUUAAAUAAUUUAGUUAGUCCAAGCACUGAUGAUGAAGAAAAGGAGGAUCAAGUCCAAGAGCUGAGGUACAGCUCAGUGGUAGAGCACUUGCCUAACGUGUGAGGCCCUGGGUUCCAUUAUUAGCACCACAAACAAGAAAAGUCCAAUGGGGACAAAACCAGCGCCUUGGUUGAACCAGGCACCCACUUGCACAUCACAGAUGGCUAAGUGGACCUAACUGAACAGCGUGGUCAAGUCCAGACAGCCAUCCUGCCCCCAAAUCCUUCUCCUGGAGCAUGGAUUCUCACAGACCUUUCCCAAUGGCUGUACAUGGGGAUCAUAUGAAA